Molecule: messenger RNA, 420 nt
Organism: Iphiclides podalirius (scarce swallowtail)
Lineage: Eukaryota; Metazoa; Arthropoda; Insecta; Lepidoptera; Papilionidae
Source: the annotation of a GenBank genome assembly
AUGUGGGCACCAGCGACGAGGAUAUUCCUGAACACUGAACAAAUAGAAUCAGUUGUUCAAGUGCAUGCAACUACGCCCCUUUGCGUGUCGUUGGUUCCGGAAUAUGCAAUUGAAGAGGUUGGCGAACAGCAAGCGCCUACUAUCCCUACUGAAGGCAAAAUCAUUAAAGUUACCAAAUCAAUUGAAGAAUCGGUACACCCACAACCGUCUACAUCGCGAAAGUACCGAGCGACCCUCUGUCAGUCGAGCGAGCAGGGGGUGAUGCGCCGCACCCCGUGCGCAGUCUCGCUACUAUACGCCACUGCCGCCGGCUGCGCUGAAUGCGCCCCGUCGCCAGCCGCCAGCCGGGCCGGCAGUAGCAUCGGCGCAGGCGACGUUAGAGGUGUGGUUUCAAAACAGGCGCGCAAAAUGCCGGAAACA